Messenger RNA from Drosophila gunungcola (fruit fly), 9801 nucleotides. RefSeq lists its product as uncharacterized. NCBI's taxonomy places the organism in Eukaryota, Metazoa, Arthropoda, Insecta, Diptera, Drosophilidae. The record is from RefSeq and is a predicted model, not a curated record. Gene Ontology annotation, biological process: actin cytoskeleton organization. Gene Ontology annotation, molecular function: protein binding; guanyl-nucleotide exchange factor activity.
AUCUUCAUUUGGCAAUUACAUUUGGCCGUGUUCGGAGGUGUCCGCGGAUAAAAAGCGCCAAAAAAGAAAAACAAACGUGAACGUCGCUACGUGAAUUAGUUAUCAGUGGGAUAACCACGAUUCGGGCGGAAUUAAAACCGAUCCAGUGCGUCGCAGUUCGGAGUGCUCGUAGUAACGGUAAAAAGGUGAAAAAUCAGCCAAGGGCGAGGUUUCGUACCCACACUCCGUGGGCAAGGUCAGCUCCAAAGGCCCCAUACGAACCAUAACGAUCCAUACCUCGAUCGCAUUGGGAAUGAAAUAUGCGCUGCACCAGACCAAAAUAGAUCGGCGGUGUGCUUUAAUUCUGAGGCACUGAACUUUACCGCAAAUACACUCGACCGAAUCGGUAUUGGCAACAGCUAUUAUAUCCCAAAAAUCAGAAAAAAUGCCGGAGGCACGUCAGGGGUGCAUUACAUAUGAUAUGCCUUCUCGAGCAAAAUAUGAAGGUCUCCCGACGAAGGCUUUCUUCGUGGGCACUGAGAAUGGAAACACUUGGAGAAGAGAGAACAGUGAUCUUGAAAGAAUCUCUAAGUCACCCCAACACGUAGAAGUAGACCAAUCGGUCAAGAGAAGGAUCAAGAACAGUCGCCUUAUCUCCUGUUGCUGCAUGCGCCACUCCACGCGGACAGUCGACAGCGAAGCCAUCCAGCUCGAAGGCGAGGCAAUCGUUGGCGAUCAGCAGGUGCCAGAGCACCAUCCACCACGGAAGCUGUCCAGCUCACUGCCAACCACACCGCAAUUGGGCCAACGGGUGGUGCGAGGACGUGGCUACAAGAAGCUCUCAUGGAAUGAGGAGCUGCCGCACCGGCAGCCAGGCGAAUCAUCAAUGAUCGCCCAGGGCCAGGAGGCCAGGGCCAAAUCGCCGCUCACCUAUCAGCAGCUCACCCACAACCACAACAACAAUAAUAAUAAUAAUAAUAAUAAUAUCAACAACAACAACGAUGAGGAGUACGAUCCCAUUGCUAAAUACUUUGCCAACACGCAGCAUCGAAAGCUAUCUCCUGGCAUCGCUGCGAAAAGCUCACGGAUUCUCUGCGAGAAUUGCUGUGGGGAGAGGCAGCAACAAGUUGGCAGCUCUAUGGACCGCCAAAAGCAACAGCAGCAGCAACGGCAGCAACGGCAGCAACAUCAGCAACAUUAUCAGCAGCACCAGCAGCAGCAGCAGCAGCAGCAGCAGAAGCAACAGCUGCCAUUUGGGGACUACGAUUCAGUGUCCGAUUUGUCGUCGUUUCGCUUUGUCUUCGAUGGGGAGGAAGUCGAUUCCACGAGGCGCGUAUUAGUCGAUGCUCAUUAUGAGGAUGCCGCUGACGACGACGAUGACGUUGCGCGGCCGCCGGUUAUAGAAAUAGAAAAGCGGCAGCCAAAUACAUCAACAACGAAAACGGAAAAAUCAACAGAGGCGGUAGCAACAACAACAGGAGCAGUGGGAGUCGCGUCAUCGCCAGUGUUGUCCCUGUCAUCUGAAAUCAGCGACGAGUCACCAGCAAUUUGUUGUUAUACAAUUGACAAAAAACUGUCACAGCAGCAGCAUCUACAACAGCAAUCGCAACAAGCGCAGCAGCAACUUCUCAUCCAGCAGCCGAAGCAGAAGCACCAUCAGCCACAGCAGCAGCAAAAUCAGCAGCAGCAACAUCUGCAACACUACAAUUCCUGUGCCACCGUUAGCUAUCGAAGCUAUCGUCAUCCGCCACCAGUUCCUCCAAAACCGCGUGCCUGUGCGGAUUCUUCAGUAUCCGAUGAGCCAGCUCUGAAGACUCGCCGUUUGGUUUGCCAGCAACACCAGCCACCUGCCAUCGCCUCGCACUAUCCGCCUCGAGUUUAUCCCGCGAACAGCUGUUGCAUCCCCAAGGACUAUCAUCCGAAUGCCUUCGAGGCGAACUUCAGCAACAACAUCAACUACAAUUGCCGUUUCGGAUCGAGUGGGGACUGCACUUGGGGAUUGCUGAGGGGGCCGCGAUCCCUAUGCUACGAUCGACAUGGACGCCUCACCUUCGACUCGGACCCGGAAGUGCUGACAGAAAAGAGCAACGGAGUGCUCAAGUCGCUCAGUGAAUCGCGUUUGCAAGUACAAUAUCACGGAGAGCCCAAAUUUCCGUACGAUCCGUACACCGACUUGUCGCGUGUGACCGCCAAUGUUAUAAACGAAGAAAGAAGCGACCGGGAUAGUUCGUUUUCUCUACCGCUGCAGCACAAUCGUGGCUGCAAUGCACUGGCCCAAGUGAAUACCAUAAACCAAACGAAUAAAAGCCAUCUAACACAAGCUAAGCGAAAUAACAUUCAUCUGCCCUGCCAUUGCGAUUUCCAUGUGGAUGCCCCCUUCGAAGUUAACAAGGAGAACGGGCACACAAUGGAGAAACGACGUAAUACCCUGGACCGCUUUCAGCGCCUCGGUUUCGGGCGUAAAUCAUCGCCAGCGGCCGCCGCCUCCGCCUCCACAUCCACGUCCACAUCCUCUUCUUCGCCAUCCACUUCCGGUCCGGAGAAGCAGCGCAAGACGUCGGAUCGUUCGGAGCGCCUGCGCGAGCUGACGGAACUUUUGCGGGGCGGUGGCGGUGGCAGCAGUUCGCGCGCCUCCUCCACGCCCACUCCGCCACCGCCACCUCCGCCGCCGGUGCCACCGCCCCGCAAACCCCGCACCUCGCAGCCACUGGAGCGCCAGGACACGGGCGCCAGUCAAACGUCGGAGUCCGAGGCGGGCAGCAUUCACCUGCGGGGGCCCAGCGAAGAAGCCACCACACGUCACAGCGGCGGAGGUGGUGGUGGUGGCGGCACCAUCAGCACCGCUGCCCGUCUGUUUGCCUCCCUUCGACCAAACACGAGUCUCUCCAACCUGGAGGCCUUCAUGUUGAGCAACCGCGAGAAGUCCAAGUCCCCGCCCCCACCUGCGCAGCAGAAUCAGAAUCAGAAUCAGCAUCAGCAUCUGAAUCUUCGACCUGCGGGCAGCAGAUGCGUAGAUGCGUCGUCGGCCACUGGCAGUGCCAGUUUCGAGAGCACGGCGCUAGCAUCACGGUCAGACUCACGCAGCGCACACAAAUCGGCCCCAUUUCGAUCGGUCUCGUUCUCGCAGAUCGACUGCAAGUCCACGCUGAGCGCUCUGCGGGAUCGGCUGAAGCGUGACAAGGCCAUCGAGGCGCCCAGCCCCAGUCCCACGCCCUCCAAGGACGAUUUGGACCUCCACCCAGAUCCCGGCUGGGUGCGCAUUCCCCUGAAAAAGGCCGAGCUGAGCAUCAACCUGAAUUACGGGCAGGAGAAGUCGCUGGACCACGACGCCAUCCAGGAGGAGGACAUCUUCAGCAACGAGCUGGCGGCCAGUGGCAGCUCGGGCAUCCUCUUCCCGGUGGCCACCGCCAGCAGUGUGAUAGCCGCUCACGCCACCAUGGAAUCGCUAACGGACACCAUUCAAUCGGAGACCGACUGUCUGAUCAAGGAGGAGGAGCAGCCGCAAUUACCACCGGCACUGGAGAUUACACCGCCCACCUCAUCUGUCAGUGGCAGUGCCCCCAAUCUGGCCUCCCUAAUGGAGGAGCAGCUGCCACUGGAGGCACCGCCGGACAACUUCCUGCAAACAGCCACCACCUGCGAGAUCCCAGUGCCGGUCUAUGAGUGUGCCGCCCAGGAAUGGCUGGAGACUCCGGCCCAGGAAUGGGUGGAGGUGGCGCCCGAGGAGUUUGGCAUUGUGCCGGAGACCAUACAGCCACCCAUUCCGCAUGCAGCCUGCAAAAUCUCCCAAACGCCUUCCACUCUGACCACAGCUGUGAGGAGUGACCUGGUGCCCACCAUUUCCGUGAGUCGAUCUUCGGAGGAGGGUGACGAACUGGCCAAGAUCGAGGAUGUGCCGCAAGUGGAGGUGGCCACUACGGCCAGGAAUCCGCCAAUAGAGCAGCACUGCAAGCAGUAUAGCCACGAUGAUCUAGAUUUGACCAAUGUGGAUCUGAGGAGCUCCCUGGAGGCCAUAGCUACUCCUCGACACAGUACGGAUGAGCGGCAGCGAAGGCACCUGGAUAAAACCACCAAAAGGAAAGGAAUGUACAUAGACAAUGCGGAUUGGCAAGCUCCCACGGAGGCACCGAAUCGUGGCCUAGCACUGGACAUCAGUGUGGCCAAUAUGAAUGCCAUUAAACCCGAAUCCCCAGAUGCCAGCGCCUCCGGUGCAUCGCAGAUGUACAUCAGUAGCCCCCAGAGCUCUUAUUCCUUCGAAUUGAAUACCCCCGAGCUGGAGAAGGGUUCGCCGUCGUGGGGCAGCGGAGGACUGGGACGCGACAAGGCCCAGCUGCUGAGCAACUUCAGCUGCCACAGCAGCGAGGAGAAGGACGACGUCUCCAGUCGGAGCUUGAGCUUCCUACGCACCGAUUCCACCUCGGACAACGAGUGCGAUCGGGCGGCCAGAGAGCGGGAAAGGGAGCGGAUCACCUCAAGUCCCACGCCCAGCAGCGGCGACUACGAUUACAAGCGCUUCUCUAAGCGCCCGCUCAGGGGUCCCUACGGCCAAAUGCUGGAAGCGGAGAUGAAGAAACCCAACCGGAUGCACUUCGAGGAGAUCCUCGAGGAGCUGCGAGAGACGGACAGCUUACACCUGCGUGGAUCUGCUCCUGGUGGAGCAGUUGGUGGAUCAGGUGGUCCCUCCCGCAAUUUGCCGCAAUACUCCAACUCGAUGCGGGUGCGGAAGUCGAGCACCUAUCUGCCGGUGCCUUCUCAUGCUCGUGCGGCUUCCACGCCCUCGCAGCUGGAACACGGCAGCAAGGCCAUUUCCGCGGCCACCGCCCAGAUUUCCGUGUCCGCAAAGAAUCUAAGCGAGGCGGAAUUGGAUGACCAGGUGCACCAUAUGAAGCGCGCUGCCUCCGAAGCUCCUGCCCCCAAAUCGCACCACAGUAAGCGCAGCCAGUCGAUGAGCACGGAACGUCCAACUCACCAUCACCAUGGUCACAGUCACGGCCACAGUCACAGUCACACCCAUCACCAUGCCGCCAAGCGAAGCUUGGAUGCUGGGUCUAGUGAUAAGGCUUCCAAGCCGACUUCAUCAGCUGGAGGUUCUCCAGGAUCAGGAUCAGGAGGAGGCGCCAAGGGAGGCCUGAAACCAACGCCUGCUUUGUUGGCUGAGCUGCUAAAGGGUUCCAGCGAGAACAUGAUCUCCGAGCAGCGAAAGAAGACGAUAGCGGACACACGCACCUAUGUGGUGCAGGAGAUCUACCGCAACGAGCAGUCCUACGUGGAGUCCCUGCAGACCGUGGUCGUCAAGUAUUUGAAGGUGCUCAAAGCCCCUGAGCAUGCUGGCAUGAUAGACACACGCACCGUGGAUGAGAUCUUUUUCAUGGUACCCGACAUCCUCGAGAUACACGAGAAGUUCUUGGGCGACCUGAAGAACCGCUUGGACGACUGGGAUGUGCAGCAGAAAGUGGGCGAUGCAUUCAUGGACACGUUCUCAAAACUAGAGGUUCUAGAGGUCUACACAUCCUUCGUGAACAACUGCAAUCGGGCCAAGAAUGCCAUUCGCUCCAUGAAGCACCAACGACCCUCCUUUUCCAAGUUCCUUGAGUCGACAGCUCGAGAGCACAAGGGCAAGCUUACGCUGGACAAUCUACUCAUCAAGCCGGUGCAGAAGUUUCCCAACUACGAGCUGCUGUUCCAGCGAUUAAUAAAACACACUGAUCACGAUCAUCCAGACACAAAGCACUUGCAGGACGUGCUUAAGCUGGUGCACGAUAUUCUGGUCCACAUUAAUUGCAAGGAGCGCGAGAUCAUGGAGAACGGUCAGCGGGAAGCCACGCUCCGCGAACUGGAGGGCGUCAUCGAGGGAAUCACCGAUCUUAUAGCCCCCGAAAGGCAGUUCCUGCUCUUCGACCUGGUCUCCAUGCCAUCGGGCCAAGGGGCGCGCAAGGAUCGUGGCUUCUUCCUGUUCAACGAUCUGCUCGUCCUUACGAGCAUCAAGAAACGAAGCGGCACCAUCCGCAAGCCCAACAGCAGCAUCUGUCCGGGCACUGUGGCCACCACUCUGGACACCAACAAGUACAAGUUCCUCACCAAGAUCUCGCUGGACUGCCUGGAAAUUGUCAAAUCCAAAGACGAGAACAUCAAGCGUAUUGUUAGCGAAAUCGAGACUUUGGCCGAUGACUGCAAUAAGCUGCAGCAAAUCACCGACGUAACCGCCACCCUGAAGUACCCGCACCAGUAUCUGGAGGAUGUUAUCCGCGAUCUUCAUCGCGAAGUUCAGCGUCAGCUCUCCGAGCGCCAGACAAAUGACACUCAGCUAAAUAUGCUUGAGCUGACAGUCAGUUCACCGAAUGGCAACCAGAAGCUGACAGUGGUCUUUAGCAAGACGGAGAAGCGUACGCAGUGGGAGGAGAGCUUCAACGAGGCCAAGCAGAAACUGGCUGCCACCCUGGAGCGACAUCCCAUACCGGAGUUCCUCACCUCAAUACCCAUCCGCAAGACUCGAGCUGGCCUCCAGUUCACCUGUGCGGCAGCCACGCUGAGUGACAACCGGGAUGUUUGGGUUUGCAACAGCGACGGCUAUGUGGGUCAGGUGUGCAUCAUGUCGCUGCAUCCGGAACCGAAUGUCACCAGCUGCAAUGGUGUCUGCAAUGCCCGCAUCCUGUGCGUGGCCUCCGUGCCGGCGUACAGCUCGGCGGCGUCCAGUCGGAACAGCAGCGGCGAACAGCCAACAGGUGCAGGUGGUGGCCAGGAGGAGAAGGACAGGCGGGGCACUCCCCAGAGCUACACACAGCAGUUGCGUGACUACCGCAAGAGCAUAUCGCCCAGCUUCCAGAGUGCCUCCACCUCGGCAACGGCUACGCCCGAAAAGAAGAAGCUGACGCCCACGCCCACGCCCACGCCAGUUGCAAGUGGUGAUCCUGCGGAUGCGGCGGCCACGGGCAGCAGUGAUACUCAGCUGGAGCUGAACCUAAGCUCCAGCGACGACGAAACGGAUGCCGCCGCCGCCUCGCUGAACGUCGCCGGAAGCACUAGUGCAGGAUCUGGUGCAACUCUGGCGGAUCGUGUACCUAGUCCAGCGCCCUCAUAUCAUGGGCAUCAGGACUCCAAUCCCGAGGAGGGCGAGAGCAAUCAAUCAACCAUGUGGAUUGGCACUGAAGACGGCUGCAUCCACGUCUACAAUAGCACUGACAAUAUUCGCAUUAAGAAGAAUCGUAUCAAGAUCGAACACCAUUCAGCCGUCUAUUCCAUUUUGUACCUGGACAAUCGUGUGUUUGUAUCAUUAGCAAAUGGUGAUAUCUGUGUUUACCUGAGAGAUGGUGCCACCUCCUGGAAUACUUGCUCAUCGCAUUGCCUGUCCAUUGGCACGGUCACCAGUCCGGUGAACAAGCUCUUAAACGUCAACGGUCGACUUUGGUGUUCCAUUCAGGGAAUUAUCAAAGUGCUGGAUGUGGAGACUUUGACGGUCAUAAAUCAAAUACAGAUUUCAUCGGACUCGAAGCCAAUCACAAAUAUGACAGUCUCAAACAAUCAUGUUUGGAUAUCCAUACAGAACUCAGCACACAUUAAAUGUUUCCAUUCCAAUACCCACCAACUGGUUACCGAGGUAAAUCUCGCCCCCGCCGUAAACAAGAUGCUCUCCAAUUGCGAUGAGAUCAUCCGGCAGCACAAGGCCGCCUGUCUGCGGGUCACCUCGCUGCUGUGCUGCAAGGAUCUCAUCUGGAUAGGCACUAGUGCGGGCGUUCUGCUGACCAUCCCGGCGCAGGGUUACGAGAAGGGUGCCAUUAACAUAGUGCCGACAGGCAUUCCCCAUGGCCACACCGGCCACGUGCGGUUCCUGACCUUUGUGGAAACUACGGGACUCGAGGGAACUGCACCAAAUGCCGGAGGGCGGGACACAGGAGGCUCCACCAGCGAUGAGUAUACCAAACAGGGCUCCAUCAAGCAUUCAAAGUCCAAGUCCGAGACGAACAACACCCUGAUCAUCUCCGGUGGCGAUGGCUACGAGGAUUUCCGCAACUCCGGAGCCAACUCGCUGAGCGAGAUCGCUGGCCGCGAGGACAGCACCAACCAUCUAUUGAUAUGGCAAAUUUGAAGCAGAAGGCGUAAAAACCGCUGGAGGCUCCUGCUCUCGCGCUGGAAGAACAACAACUGAGAUCGCCUCAGUGGAUGUCCGAGGCCAGCGUUCGAGUGGAGGCAACAGCGGUUUUUAUGGGCCGAGCAUUAGUGUUAAUCGAGAUCCCCCGAGAUCUGCAGCAGCUGCUAAGCUGGAAAUUAGUAGGAUUAGCUGACGGACCUAACGGACUGAGGGACGAACCGGACGGAUGUACAGUUGAAUUUGGAUUGCUCGCAGAUUGACUUGUGAAUAUUCAACGUUUGGCAUUUUAUGUAUUUUGCGAGUCUUUUCUAGUGCCAAACAAAAAACACAAAUACAAAACACACACGACUCCUGCGCCAAAGCGAUUUGGGAAACACUUUCAAUGUACAUACAGAUCGCACCGCUGGAGGAGGACAGCUCGAUUCCGCGGCAAAGUACCACAGAUAGAUAUUUUUGUAUUGCUUAGCAGGCAGACUAAUUGUAAAUGUAAACCAUAUUCAAGAGUUAAGAGUUCAAGUCUAAGUUUGUUUGAAUUGAAUACAGGUCUAACAUAAAAAUCAUACAGAUAUACCGACUUACCCAGUGUACGAGUUUAUCCAUCUGAGGUUCGAUCCCCGCCCCGCAAUCCAAGCGCAUUAAUCGAAUUUAUAAUCUACAAUCCACUCAAGGGUCAUGUCACUUAUGUUCGCGUGUGGCUCCAACAAUGAGUACGCAUGCCCAGGAUAGGCUUGUAAAAAUCGUAGUCUAAGCAUCUCCCUAUUUUUAUUGUAUACAUACGCGCGUAAUAUAUACAUAUACAUAUAUAUUAAUUACUAUAACGAUAACUGAUUAAAUGGCGUUUAUAAAGUUUAUUGUAAAACCUAUUUCAUGCAAGAGAAUUGAAUAUGAAAAUUGCAAAUUUUAACAUAAAUACGAGUGAUAUUCAAGUUUUUGCUAAAGUUUUUUGGGCAUGUACAAAACGUUAAACCUACACUAAACACUCACACACCCCUCCCCCGAACACCAUCUACUUAAAAAUACAUAUAUUUUUUCUAAUUGAAUACUAUUUGUAAGUUGUGCGCACCGGAAAUGAAGCAACUCAAGCGACCCAUCAAUUGGCGGUCGCCGUCUCAAGCUCGAUCGUCUGUCUAAGGUAGCAAAUUGUAAUAAUUUAAGUAUGAAUAUUUAUAUGUUAUAGUCUUGUUGGUUAUUAACAUUAAUCAUUGUUCAGUGCAGUAUUUCAAGUGUAUGCUAAGCUCUUUGACCACCUACCAUCUACCACCACCCUAAGCCACUAAACCACACAACACCGAACCACCGAAAGCGGUUUCAUCUGUUAUUUGGGUGGACAACGCAUCCUAUGAAAUGUAUGAAAUGCAUUUUCUCAUAUUCAGUGAACAUCUGACAAUUGUUAUCCUACCUCUACGAAUACCAAGGUGUUAAAUAUAUACUUAUAUACAUUAUGCUCGAGGUGUUGCUCUCACCCGACAUAGAAUGAUCCGAAAAUGGGUUAGGAGUGGAGGCCGGAGCAAAAACAGGAGCACAAGCUGGCGCAAAACUCCCUAAACGAGCUGUAAUAAUAGAAUCUAAAACAAUAAUUCCCCCCUUUGCCAAGCUGCAUUGUAAGGUUCAAUAAUAAAUUGUAAAUGUGUUAAAGAAAUAAAUAUAUAUAUAUACUUAUAUGGAGGCGUAAGCAUGUAUUAUGAUUAUGUUUGUAUCAUCUACUAUAUUAAAUGGAAUCUCUAAGCCCAACUAAA